This is a messenger RNA of Magnolia sinica, 1792 nucleotides long. Its product is annotated as zinc finger CCCH domain-containing protein 67-like. Bases 228 to 1610 code for a protein of 460 amino acids. Gene Ontology annotation, molecular function: metal ion binding; mRNA binding. The record is from RefSeq and is a predicted model, not a curated record. The transcript has 6 exons. NCBI's taxonomy places the organism in Eukaryota, Viridiplantae, Streptophyta, Magnoliopsida, Magnoliales, Magnoliaceae.
CAAAAAACAAAAUCCAUCGUAAAACUCAUCUUUCCUCUUCAGGCUCUCGUCGUCUCUGUAAGAGAGAGCAACUAAUUUUCACUCAAAAACGUAUAUAUCCACGUAUUAUUCUCUGCACGUUAAAAAACGUAUAAUCUAUAUAUAUAUAUAUAUUGAGAGAGAGAGAGAGAGAGAGAGAGAGAGAGAGACCUAUUUUUCGAAUUAGGGUUUUGAAAUGUGGAGGGAUAAUGGGAGAUUGUGAAGAAAAAGGUAUCUCCUUCAUGAAAGCUGAGGAAUCUCCUUCUUCCAACGUCAAUGCUGUCCAAACCGUAUAUGGAAAUUUUCAGAAUUUAAAGCUAGAUGACACCGAGAAUCCUGAAGUGAACCUAGAUGACACCGAGAAUCCUGAAGUGGACCUAGAUGACACGGAGAAUCCUGAAGUAGACCUAGAUGACACGGAGAAUCCUGAAGUAGACCUAGAUGACACCGAGAAUCCUGAACUCGACCCCGCUCCAAAGGAGGAGUGGAACAGCGGCGGAAGAUCUCACCAUCAUCCCUUAAGACCUGGCGAGCCGGACUGCAGCUUUUAUCUGCGGAUGGGGAUGUGCCGAUUCGGAUCCAACUGCAGAUUCAAUCACCCGCCCAGAAGGAAAAACAAGGUUGGUAAGGACAAGGAAAAUGAAAAGGAAAAUGAAAAUGAAAAGGCAGGGCAGCUAGAGUGCAAGUAUUACCUAAAAACAGGUGGUUGUAAGUUUGGAAAAUCAUGUAGAUACAAUCACCCUCAAGAGAAAGCUGUGGAAGGAGAACUACUGGAGUUGAACUUUUUGGGCCUGCCAAUUCGACCGGGAGAGAGAGAGUGCCCAUUUUACAUGCGGACAGGUUCGUGCAAAUUCGCAGCCAACUGCAGGUUUCAUCAUCCUGAUCCUACGGCCGUUGGAGGGUGUGAUCUUCUUUCAGGAUACCAUAAUGACAGAACGCUUCCAUUACAUACAUCAGCAGCAUUACAAGCACCUAUGACUUCAUGGUCUUUGCAGAGAGCCUCAAAUGAGUCGGUUCCUUAUAUGGAUGCUUCUCCACCUUAUGUACCAAUGAUGCCUUUACCUCCUGGGGUCCAUCCCAAUCCAGAAUGGAAUGGAUAUCAGGUUCCAGUAAUAAGCACAGUGUUUCCACCCAAAAGGAAUGUACAGCCACCAUCUGCUUCAGUUGUGAAUGACCUGAUAAAGGAAGCAGAUAACUCUACUCAUCAACAGAAAACAACGGUCGAUGAAUUCCCUGAGAGACCUGGACAACCUGAUUGUCAGUAUUUUAUGAGAAAUGGGGACUGCAAGUUUAGAUCAGCAUGUAGGUAUCACCAUCCUAAGACCCGGGCCUCAAAAUCAUCUGUAUGCGAUCUCAGUCCUAUGGGCCUUCCUUUGAGACCUGAUCAGGUGAUCUGUACAUAUUAUAGCCGCUAUGGUAUUUGCAAAUUCGGUCCUGCCUGUAAAUUUGAUCAUCCAAUAAAUAAGGGCUAUUCAGAUUCUCCAACUUCUCCAGUGGUGACUGCACCAGCUUCACCUCCUUCGUAUGAGCCUUUGAUGUCUAAAUUGGACAGGGUACCUGACUGUGGAAACAGUAGCGAUGAUCUAUCUUAGGCAGCUGCCUAUGUAAAGAUUUUCAUGUUCACAUGUCUAUCAACCAAUUCAAAACCAUGCCACAAGUUGUAGUCUCUCUCUAUUAAUGUUAUAGGUGAACAGUGUAAAUGCAUGGUUGGGAUAUUGCUAAUGUCUCCCCUUUCCAUGGUUCUAAGAAAGGAAUUUUGAGUUAUUUUACUCAA